UUAUACUUUUGGUUACGUUGCCUUCAUUCAAAAUGGCUGCUGCAGUGUCAUUUCGCUGGCUUGAAAUUUUAGAAAAAGAGUUUGAUAAAGCUUUUGUUGAUCUUGAUCUCUUGCUUGGAGAGGUAGAUCCGGAUCAGUGUGAACUAACAUAUGAUGGGCGCCAAAAAAUGACGGCUCUCAGCGCUGCAUUUGCGCAGCUCUGCCACAAAGCUCAGACAAUUUUUCAGACGAAUGCAAAACUUGAAGCACAAAUACUAGAUCUGAAACAAGAGAAUGUUGAGGUGACUGCAGCAAAAGCUGUGCUUGAGAAAGAACUACACAAUAUGUUAAUGCAGCUGCAUUCCACACAACUACAGCUGCAAGCCAGUAAAGGUGUAGAAGUGGACUCUGAGAGUAUCAAGAAAAAGUUGGACAUAGAAAUGGAAUCUCAAAUGACAGAAUCAAGAAAUCUUGCCCUCCUUGAGGCCCAGCUUAAACAGCUUCAGAAAGAGAACAAUGAUCUACGACAAUACUCUAUCGCCCUGCAGAGUGAGGUUUAUGGUGCACGUCUUGCAGCUAAAUACCUAGACAAGGAAUUAGCAGGAAGAAUACAACAAAUACAGUUGUUGGGAAGAGACAUGAAGGGGGCAGAGCAUGACAAGCUGUGGAACCAGCUAGAAGCCGAGAUACAUCUACACAGACACAAAACUGUCAUACGGGCCUGCAGAGGACGGUCAAAUAGGAAGAAAAAAUUGCCUAUCCCUCCUGGACAUGACUUCAACUCACUGAGACGGAGACAUGGUUUGGGAGAUGUAAGGAAAGUACAGCUGCACAAAGACCCUGAUGAAGGAUUAGGAAUGUCAAUUACUGGUGGAAAAGAACAUGGUGUUCCUAUUCUGAUAUCAGAAAUCCAUGAGGGCCAGCCUGCGGACCGGUGUCAGGCCCUGUAUGUUGGUGAUGCAAUCCUUUCAGUGAACAAUAUAGAUCUGCGCAAUGCAAAACAUGCUGAGGGUGUCAAGAUUCUCUCAGAGCAGCAAGGUGAUAUAGAACUAGAGGUAAUGUUUGUAGCCCCAGACGAGGACAGUGAAAAUGAUAACCAAGAUGCUGACGAUGAACAUAGAUUUAGGUAUCGCAUAUAUGAUGAAGAGGUGGUCAGUCAGAAUAGUGAUGGAAAUUCAAUAGAUCAUAUAGAAGUGUUAAAUGCUCCUAGAGCAAAUGGUGUUUCAUCUCCAACCAGCUCCUCCCCACAAGAAAGCAACAAUUCCAGUCCUACAAAGUCAAAUACACAGAAAUCCAGCCAAAGUGCACAAGGCAGAAACACAGGGGCCAAUGAUAUUCCAAGUCAAAUUGCUGUAGGGACUUUAAAUACUGACAGCGUUCAGCAUCAUCCAUUGACAAAUGAACAGUUAGCAUUCCAUAGUAGUUACCAUUAGUCAGCAUUAUUGUAUAAAUGCAGGGUUCUGAUUGGUUAUGCAGAGUCAUGUGACAGGAAGUUAUGGCACAGAAGGAGAUUAGUGGCUCAAAGUAGUGGGAAAACUUUUAGCAAAUUUGGCAUUUAUAUUUAGUCAGUGCUAUGUUGUGUGAAUAGAUUUACUCCUCUGUCAGACUGAGGGUAUAGUCUCAUUUUUCAUACACUUGCACAUGGUAUAUUUGAGCCGUGCCAUGAGAAAACCAACAUAGUGGGUUUGCGACCAGCAUGGAUCCAGACCAGCUUGCACAUCCAGGCAGUCUGGUCAGUAUCCAUGCUGUUCGCUUUCAAAGUCUAUUGCAGUUAGAGAAACUGUUAGCAAACAGCAUGGAUCCUGACCAGACUGUGCGGAUGCGCAGGCUGGUCUGGAUCCAUGCUGGUCACAAACCUACUAUGUUGGUUUUCCCAUGGCAUGGCUCAUUUCACUGUUGGCCUAAAUGUUUGCAAUCAUAUAUUUCUGUAUAACUAAUGACGUUUUUGUCACUUUGGUAUCAGCAUCUUUACUAAAUGGUUUGCCUUGAGCAUAGUGCUUAUUGAUGUUUCAUAGCAGAUGUAUCAUUGUUUCUUGAUUUACAAUUCUGGGGAGGAAAUGUGUAUGUGGCACAGUAGCUCAAUUGGUAGUCCAGCUCGUGACUUUGAUUCCAGUCUUGUACUACGUCCAACCUGGCCAAGUCUGAAAAUCUGCAUAAUCAUAAUUGAUUCAUAGCAGAACAUAAAUUUUAAACUCUUAAGAACAUAAGAAACAAAGUAGAGCCUAAUUUAAUGUAGGUACUCUAUUGAUCUUGUGAACAGAUAAAUUAUUUUAGCUUAUUCUUCAUAAAAAUCUGUAGAAGAAACAGCUGUUAAAUAUAUAUAUGAACAUUCUGUGUUUUAGCACAGUAUAAAUUCGUGCUCGAUUUGUCCACAAGAGGUUAUCUGGAGUGUUCAUUAAGGAACUGGCAAGGGAAAAUUGUAACGUUGCAGAGCUAGAGCUCUCUGCAAAAAUGUUUUGUGUAAAUGAAUUUUAUCAGUAAGUAAUAGUUCCUGAUAGAAAUACACAUUUAGUUGCACUAGUAUACAUGCACUUGGAAUUUACCUUAGAGAUUGUGCUUUCCAGUUAAUGCUAUCUGGGUCUCUGUGGAUGGGCCUUUAUGAGAGGUAAUUAGAGUCAUGGAUUGGGACUACUCAGUAAGCAUUGGAACAGUAUAGUCUUUCUUCACAUUUUACUCUCAUAUUUUACUUACUGUGACAGAUACACAUUUCUUCUGUGGGAAUAUCUAAAGAACUGAUUUUGCUGUACUAUUUUUAGACUGUACUAUUUUUAGACUUAAAAUGCAUGUAAUUCACUGAAUAUUGUCACUGCAGGCACUGCAAAAAGUUGUACACUAUUUGUGUUUGAACAAAGAAACAGAUAGUAUAUAUAGAUAAUAUUUUUAUAAAGUACAUAGUUUAGAUAUUCUUCUUUUACAUCAUAGCACAAAAUUUGAAAUGAGUCACAAGUGAUAUACUGCUGUAUUAAAAUUAAACCUGAUACGUUGUACCCCAAGUCUACCCCAUAGCCUGUUCUAGCUUGAAACAUGAUUCAAAGAAUUUAAUGAGGUUAGAAUUUUAAAUAAUGGAAAGAACUGUUAAGUUUUUGUAUAGAAUUUAAGUUCCUAACUUCUGUCGUAAGUUAUUAAUUUGCAGGUUGAAGCUGAAAAUUUCUCGUUAAAAGAAGACCUUUUCCCUGGAAAUGCCAAUCAUGAAAAUAUGAUGUUACGAUAAUUUUUAAAUUUCAUGCUGUGCCAUAUUGAUUGAACCUAUGUUUUGAUAAAAAAAGUCCAGAAAAAUGGUCACUUUUUCUCAGGCUGGAAAGGGACAAAACUGCUUUAUUUUAAUUGACUUUUAAUGGCUUAGGUACCGUAAUGCCCCGUGUUGUACAAGUAUUUAACUAACUGAUUCAGAAUCAUUUAGAGUAUACAUUUUUCAUUCAAUGGCCAUCUGAAUUGAAAAAAAAAUAGUUUGUCUUCUAGGGUAGGAAAAGUGUUUUAUUCUCGUAAAAGUGUGCAAUAUAAAGCUGAAAUAUGAAUAUAAUCUAGGAAAUUACAUCACUUUCUAUAUUGAUCUUUUUACUUGCAAUUUAGGAAUGAUGUGUGUAUUUUGUUGUUGGCAGUAAUGCCGGUGCCAGUGCAUCAUAUUGUUAAUUUGGUUUUGAGAGACAUUUAUGAGGAGUAGACGAUGUUACUUAAAUCUUAAAGACACUGUUGCAAAAACAGGCUGAACAUUUAAGUAUGAAAACCAGUCUGAUUAACAAUAUAUAUUCUCCACCUGUGUAUACCACAUAUUUGCUUCUCAUGUGAAAGACCUUACUUCAGAUGUCUUCAUUGCAGUCACAAGUUUUCUUUUGUUUUUAAUUUAAUUGUUUUAAAUUUUAAAUUGUUCAUUUAUGUUAUUCAUAUAAAGAUAUAAUUCUUGGAAUAGAAAACAUGGUUACAUUUAUUUUACCAAAAAUUCACUGAUAUAAAAACAGUGAUUUCCUAUUGAAUUUUCAUUCUGUUAAUUGGGUUUUUGUAAAUGUACAUGUUUUCUUUGAUGUCCCUUAGAAAAGCACUUUGAGUGUAGUUUUAAAAUUUGAAAAAGAACAGAUAUCAGGAUUGGUGUAUUGAUAUAUUUUUUCCUACAUUGACUUGAUUGCCUGAAUGGUUUAUUUUGCCUUGUGUUACUUUGGACCACAGUUUUCUGGCCUGCCUUAUAUGCAACUGAGUUUAUAUGAAGAAGAUAAAGAAAUAUUUAGUAUUUUUGCUUAUGUGCAAUCCCAUGGAUUGUAAAAAUGACAUUACUUAAUUGCAAAAUAACCUUAUUUACUUUCCUGUUAAGUUUGACCACAAACUCUAUUAAAGAAUACUUCUGUUUUGCAUCAUUAUGAUUAACUUCUGUUGAAGUAAAUGAGAUUAUUAAUGAGUGCCACUGUGCCAAAACCAACAUUAGGGCUUUGUGACCAGGAUGGAUGUGGAUCAGUCUGCACAUCUAUUCUGUCUGAUUUGGAGCCUUACUGCAAGUGCCGAAAUUUAUGAAUGAACAUUGUGGAUGUGGGGAUAUAUUGAACAGUAUGGAUGUGGACAGAUACGGAUUCUUGCAGGGUCCAAGCUGUAAUGUUGGUGUUUGCAUAGUGGCACACUUUUAUCGUUUAUGAUUGAUGUGUUUUUUAAUCACGGUAGAUAUGAGGAGUAACUGCUACAUUACACUCUCAGAAGUUCUUUUCUAUAAUUUUCAUAAUUUUAGUAUUACUUCUUAAAGAAUAGGUAGAGGUUUUGCACUAAGCCAUUUGUUGGCAUCAGCAUUUAAAUAUUUAGCAAUUUAAGAUAUUUUAUAGGUUGCAAAGUUAUUUUUCAACGUUAUAUAAGUAUGAAAGUUGUUUGUGGACAAGAGAUGGAGUUCGGUUUAACCUUUUGUUAAAAGUUAAUUUCCUUUGUUUUUCCUAGGAUACUUACAGAAACAAUUUCCAUAUUAUCAUGACAUUGAUAAACAAUAUAAAGAUGUGGUAUUUCUUAUGCUUGGAUGAAAGAUAAGUUGAGGCAGCCUAUCUAACAUCGUUAUUUUUUCUCCAUUUAUUUAUUGUUCUUUUGUGUUGUGACCUUUGAGACAAAUUGUGGAUUGUUUUUUUUACUUUGAUGGAUUCAUUUACUAGGAAUUACUUUUGUUCUUUUCGUUGUUAUGGAUGUUUUCUACUGGCUGGUUAAUUUUUGUAAAUGAGGGUUUGUUUUAUAGUGAGAUAUGUGGAAAUGUAUGAGCUUUGAGAAACAAGUCUGACUGCAGUCUUGAUAUUCUGUGAUAAGUCUACCUUGUCAGCUGAUGAGGUAGAGAACAAGUGAAUGAAUUUAGGUCAUGAGUGUAAUCCCCAGGUCAGGGGAAUGUACUCUGUGAGGAUCUGACAGAAGACAAAACAGUUAAACCUGUGUUAGUGGUCACCUAAUCCAGUCAGCUAGAUUUUCAAGAUGACAUUUUACUCUAAUGUUAACUUAACCAUUAGUCAGAUAAAUUUUUAAAAUGGACUGAUCCUUCCUUUAAUUUGCGCAGUACCGCUUACUAUUCAAAGGGGGUGUUCACUGAAAAUUUAGUGACUGAAUAGCAAACAGUGCAGACCAUGAUCAGACUGCAUGGAUGUGCACUCUUUGCAAAUGCAGAAAUACUUGCUGCAAGCAGGCUAAGGGUUAAUACAGGUUUGACUGUAUGCCUGGAGUUGACUCAUGUUUGGAAGUUGUCAUCUACUUUUAGAGAACAAGUAUGUUCUUGAAAACAAUUUGCGAACACUGAUUAAAGAUAUUCAGUGUGCAUCUGUCAUUAAGAUAUUUUGAUUUUAGACACUUACGUAAAAUGUAGAAAAUCCUCAGCAAAAUUAACCCUUACGCUGUUAAAUUUCUAUUCACUUUGGACAGUACCAUUAACUGUUAAAAAGAAGUGCAUACCAAAAAAGAUACUGACUGAAUGGCAUUUAGUGCAGAUCAUGAUCAGACUGCAUGGAUGUGCAGGCUGAUCAUGAUCUACACUGGUCGCAUAGGCAGAAUCAAUCCUCGCCAAAUGAACUAAGCUUGAUUAAAUGUAUGAACUGUGUUUAAUAGCUAAAUUUACAGUUACUUAGUGGUAGUACAUACUUAUACUGUGUUUAGCAUUUAUCUAAUAGAUGUGUACUUUUUUUUAUUAAACCUAACACAUGGUACUGUUUAUACACACAGACAUGAUAAUUUUAUGUUAACAUAGAUAUUAUAAAGUAAUUGUUCAUAUUUUCAAAUAUUAAUUUGGGUUGGAUAUGUUUUUAAGUUCAUAUACUGCUAUUACUAAACUGAAAUAAGGAGGGUAAGCUAUCAUAGCUUUCUGUCCUUUUCCUCAAUAUUAUUACGAAAUUGCAUCAUUAGUAUACAUGCAGUAAAGUACAUUUAAACUAAAUGAAAAACUAUUCAAAAAUGGCUUUGAAUUCCAUUAAAUAUGACUUACCAUUCAACACAUUUUAAUACUGUGUCUUGGGCAUUGGUGUGAAGUUUAUGAGACAUUCUUUUAGCAUUAUCACCAACAGUUAUGAGAAUUUUCUUGAUAGUUUUAAAUUUAUCGAUUUCUUGUCAACAUUAAACAGUAGUAACUGUUAUAUUCUCUUUAAGAUUGAAUAAUUGAUGUUUUUGUAAAAAAACCACAACAUUUUGACAAACACAGUGCACACCAUAUUAACAUGUUAAAACUGCAUGUCUCUAGAUUUAUGUCAUGUUUAUUAGAUUAAAAAAGCCUUUCUUUAGUUAGUAAUUGCAAUGGAAAGAAAUUUUAAAGCUCUUUCAUGUGUUUUAGGAACAUUUUAUCUACAGUAACACAUUUUUAGUUAGAGCUCGCAAAUGUGUCUGUCUUAAGGUAGUUCUGCACGACGUUUGGAUCAAUUUUUUUUCUACAGUAUAGAAUUUGAUAAAAUUCUGAUUUUUCAAAACUUCAGAAUGUACAUAGAAAAUUCAGCAAUAAAUAAGGUAUGAUUGUG
This is a messenger RNA of Mercenaria mercenaria, 6920 nucleotides long. Its product is annotated as Golgi-associated PDZ and coiled-coil motif-containing protein-like. The record is from RefSeq and is a predicted model, not a curated record. Gene Ontology annotation, biological process: negative regulation of protein localization to cell surface. Lineage: Eukaryota; Metazoa; Mollusca; Bivalvia; Venerida; Veneridae. The coding region runs from base 33 to 1412 and encodes 459 amino acids. The transcript is spliced from 9 exons. Gene Ontology annotation, molecular function: transmembrane transporter binding. Gene Ontology annotation, cellular component: membrane; Golgi apparatus; trans-Golgi network transport vesicle.